AUGGCCCAACUCUGGCGUGUGAUUGCGCCAGAGCGCAAAGAGACAACAGGCUCCCUUGGCACCCUCGACGAAGCCCUACUGAGUGGCAGCGCAGCAGGCCUCGUCCCUCUGCUAGCAGUGCCACUCCAUCAGCACAGGUUCGUGGCCACUCCAAGACGCCGUCAAGCCAUCACUAACAACUCAAGCGUCGAAAUAUCGUCCGCAAAAGUCGCGCGUGUGAGGACCCACGACUCGCAACCCAUCGCUCCUAACGCCCCGAAAACCUUAUCCAGUCUUUCUUCGCACGUCCACUGCAUCAUCUUCCGGUAUCUGGAUAACCCCUUUGACGCGCUCCGGCUGAGCCUGACAAAUCGCUAUUUCUGGGCCGUCGGCCUCCGCCGCCUCGAGGACUUCAUCAUGGAGUCCUUAGCACCAUGGGCCGGCGAGCGUAUCGUCUGCGUAAGCGACGAGAGUGAUCCGCGCGCUAUCCCGGACGAAAUUCUGAACGAAACCGAAAAGGCCGAUCUGGAAGAGUUAAAGGGGAUCUACGAUCUGAGUAACUCCGCGCCAACACAUGGAUGGAGAACAGUCGGUGCGCCCGUUCUCCCCGAAGAACUGCGGAAAUUCGUCGUGGAAUAUGAAGCCACGCACCCCAUGUCCGAAGCGGACCAUGCAGAGAUCAUGAUGGGUCUGAAGCCGGAGAUGCUGGAUUUCUACCCGCGUGACCAGCCGUGGAUUCUGCGGAAUCUGACUACGAAAGAGUACGUGCGCGGCGAGGUCAUUGCGCUGAAAGGGGAGUUUGUGCAGGGACCGAAUAUUGAGGUUCUGGGGUUUGCGGAGAUCUUGGUUUCGCGGAUCUCGUGGUCGAGUCGGGAAGCCUAUUUUGGAAGGGAUAAGAAUCUGGCUCAUGGGAAAUGGGCGGGGCAUCGGUUUGAUAUUACCACGUUGCCGGCGCAUGAGGAACGUGCCGGGAAUGAUGGAUGGAGGGAUGUCAGUGAUGAGGUUCUGAGGGAUCUGGAUGUUAUAAUUGGGAGCCAGAAGGGGGAUGACUGGCGUGAGCACAUGUCUAGGCGACGUCAGAAGAGCAUAUCAUCUAUGCGAUUAGGGUAUACUUGA
Messenger RNA from Penicillium chermesinum, 1095 nucleotides. RefSeq lists its product as uncharacterized. The coding region runs from base 1 to 1095 and encodes 364 amino acids. NCBI's taxonomy places the organism in Eukaryota, Fungi, Ascomycota, Eurotiomycetes, Eurotiales, Aspergillaceae. The record is from RefSeq and is a predicted model, not a curated record. The transcript has a single exon.